AUGGAAUACCGCUUCUCGUAUUUGAUGGACCCGUCGAAUUAUAGAACAGAUGGGCUGUGCGACGGAAUUGCUGUCCGCAACCACCGAAACGCAGCUGUAGGGGAUCUCGGGAUUAUCAGACUGCACAAGGAGUGGGGCGAGUACAUAGGGCCUCCACCCACUUCUGCAAGCUGCGGUGGUUUGGGCCCGCAGUACGGCUUUACAUCAGUGGCAUUACCUGAAUGUCUUCCAGAGCGUCUUGAGAUUGUUUCGUAUGCGAUAGAAUUUGCGUUCAUUCACGAUGAUAUGGUCGAUCCGCCGGGAGAGACCGAUGCCAAGUCUUCUUCUGGGGGGAAACUCAUGCAGAGCAGAAUGGUCCAGCAAAUGAUGGUAAUGGACCCUAAAACAACAACGUCAUUGAUGAGAUGCUGGGCAAAAUACCUUAAGUAUGGCGGUGGUAACCGCCAACGGACGAACUUCGAAGAUUUCGAAGAUUAUGUAGAGCACAGGAUUAUGGAUUGUGGUUCCUGGUUCUUGACUGGACUUGCUCUCUUUACCAUGGGCCUCGUCGUCCAAGAAGAGGAGGAAGAGAUAUGCCAUAAGCUGACUCGACCAGUUUGGGGUGCGGCUAGCCUUACUAAUGACCUCCAGUCCUGGGACAAGGAGUACAAGAUAGCCCAGGCACACGAUAACCAUGAGCUGAGAAACGCAAUUGGGUGGUUGAUAAAGCAGCAUUCAAUAAGUACUGAGACAGCGAAGCAACGGUGUUGCCAAAAGAUCAAAGCUUUUGUGGCAGAGUUCGUCCAGACUCUAGAGUACAACAAAGUCAGGCAAGAUAUCUCUCAGCCUGUACGCACCUUUGUUGAAGCGGUGCAGUAUAUGCUCAGCGGCAAUCUCAUCUGGGGCUGGCAAUGUCCACGGUACAACCCUGACUGCGAACCGAAUCAGCUGCAGCUUGCCACAAUGAAAGCAUUAGGAUACCCCUUUAGCUCUCCCCCGCAGCUUCUUCAUCGCCUCAACGAUCCCUGUGUUGUCCUCCGUCGAGAUCUUCCAACUCUAAGAAAGGCUUUCAUUGAUGGCCCGUCACAUUACAUUGAUUCUCAAUCGUCCAAAGGUAUCCGAGGGAAGACGAUAGAUGCAAUAAGCUUCUGGCUCCAGGUUCCGGGACAAGACUUGGCGGUAAUAAAAAACAUCUGUCGCUUGCUACACGGGGCCUCCUUGAUGCUCGAUGAUAUAGAAGAUUCGUCGAAUUUACGUCGCGGUCAAGUAUCAAUACACACCGUUUUUGGCUGUGCCCAGACCAUCAACUCUGCUGGCUACCGGGUAAACGAGGCAUUGAAGGAGGUUAGCAAGCUCGAUAGUCCCGAAUGUACUCGUAUAUUUCACGAGAUAAUAGAGGAGAUGGAGAACUUAUACAUCGGGCAGAGUUAUGAUCUCUUCUGGACAUUCAGCCUCACGUGUCCAUCUAUGGAGGAGUAUAUGAAGAUGGUGGACUAUAAAACUGCUGGCUUGUUCCGCAUGGUAUCCAGGCUCAUGCAAGCCAUGUCAACCUCGAAGACGAAACCCGACUUAACUAAUCUUAUGACACUUCUGGGGCGAUACUUUCAGAUUCGAGACGACUACCUUAACAUCACUUCCAUCGAUUACACUCAGCAGAAAGGUUUCUGCGAGGAUCUAGACGAGGGAAAGUAUUCUCUCAUGCUCAUCCACACCAUGCAAACUCAACCAGAAAAGAAUAUACUCCUGCGCAACAUACUGGCACAGCGGCGAAAGAAAGGGAAGGUUUCAGAUGCCCACAAGCGCAUUGUGUUGGAGCAGUUAAAGCAAAGCGGGAGUAUGGACUUCACGCUUGUGGCGCUUCGGAAGCUGCAAGCCGAGAUUGGCAAGGAGGCCAAGUUGGUUGCGCAAGAUCGUGGAAUAAAAAGCCCCUUAGAGUCAUUACUUGGUGUGCUGGAAGUGUAA
Molecule: messenger RNA, 1941 nt
Organism: Aspergillus ruber CBS 135680
Lineage: Eukaryota; Fungi; Ascomycota; Eurotiomycetes; Eurotiales; Aspergillaceae
Product: bifunctional terpene synthase/polyprenyl synthetase family protein
Exons: 7
Coding region: 1-1941 (646 amino acids)
Biological process (GO): isoprenoid biosynthetic process
Molecular function (GO): prenyltransferase activity
Source: RefSeq, a predicted model, not a curated record